Messenger RNA from Panonychus citri (citrus red mite), 1261 nucleotides. RefSeq names its product non-structural maintenance of chromosomes element 3 homolog. The record is from RefSeq and is a predicted model, not a curated record. Gene Ontology annotation, cellular component: nucleus. Lineage: Eukaryota; Metazoa; Arthropoda; Arachnida; Trombidiformes; Tetranychidae. The transcript is spliced from 3 exons. Bases 102 to 824 code for a protein of 240 amino acids.
AAGUGUUUUCUUGUUUUCGCUUAUUUAGUUUUCUAAAUUUUGGAUUUUUUUUCAUUUAAUUUCGUUAAAUUGUCUUCCAUUAAUUACUUUUUUUUUCGGUGAUGGGUAAUGAUCAACAUGUCGUUAACAUGGUCCAGUAUUUGCUCGUUGCAGAUCAGAAAAAGUUACCAGUUAAAAGAGCGGAUAUUGUUCGCCAUUCGAUACCCGACAAUGCGAAGGAGUUUAAUGAGAUUUUCUCUGCUGCCAAAGCUGCUCUUCUAAAUGUGUUUGGUUUAAAAGUUAAAGAAACACCGGAAAAAAAUUGUUACAUCUUAGUUACCGUGAUAAGAGAUGCUAAUCUAUGGAGACCUGAGAUCACUAGUCAAAUUGAUCAAACUCAUGGAUUACUGAUUCCAAUUUUAUCUGUGAUUUUUAUGAAUGGAGGUGAAACUCGGGAAGAAAAUCUGUGGAAAUUUCUAAGUAAAAUGGGUCUUACAUCGGAGACAAAGCUGACACAUAAUCAUACGUCUAUUACAUUGAAAGAUUUGUUACAUUCGAUUUGGCCUCGCCAUUUGUAUCUUGCCCGUGAAGAUAUUGGUAAAAACGAGAAGAAAGAGUACAUGUUUUCAUGGGGAUUCCGAGCUGAACAUGAGAUAAAUAAACUCGACCUGAUCAAGUGGGUUUGUGAAGUUUACGGCGAUGGAUAUGAACCUCAUAUGUUUAAAAUUCAAUAUAAGAAAGCAGUUAAUCAUGAUACAAUGCUUAACUCAUUAGACAAGGAUUCUGGUGAAGAAGACGAAUCAGAGCCUAAUGAAACUGAAUCAGAACAAGAAAUUGACCUUUAAAGUUCCUGACAAUAAUAAUUCAUGACUUAAUCUCUCAAAAAAAGGAAAAUUUCUAACUUAGCCAUGACAAAUUCCAAUUCUGAGAAAGUUCAAUUCACUCAGAUCAAUCAAAUUGAUCAACAUGAUAUAUGCUCACACAAUUGAAACAAAUUUCAUGAGAUGCCGAUUACUGGAUUAACUGGAUUAAUACAAAGAUUUUCAUUAUCAUCAUCAUUUAAUAACAAAAAAAAUCCAAUUGCUCAUAAUCAAAAUCCAUGAAAACUUUCCUUAAAAAUAAAACUAAACGUUAACCAAUUAACGAAAACUAAAUGAUUCUAAAUACAAUAACCAAACAAUUUGAAUCUAUCAUAACACAAAAAAAACGAAAAUGAUUGUAAUUAAGAAAGAAAACCUGUAAAGUGAUUAAUCAAUAAAUUCAAUUGAAUUUGUUUACCAAA